Enterobius vermicularis (human pinworm) is the source of this 1698-nucleotide messenger RNA. The record is from the annotation of a GenBank genome assembly. Lineage: Eukaryota; Metazoa; Nematoda; Chromadorea; Rhabditida; Oxyuridae.
AUGGUGAACAAAAAUGGAACAUCAGCAGCAGCGUCACUGAAAUCUGCGGAAGUAAGUGACGGUGAAGAUGAACAGCCGCUGGUACCGAACAAAGUGCAAACUCGAUCGGCGACAAUGGUAAAAGUCGACGGUCAAAACUGCGAUUCUGUGAUCCGGGAAUAUGACCGACUGGUACUGGGCAUCGAUCCAAAUAACGCUCUUCGGAAGACCAAGUUUGUUCUUAUGGGUGAGAUGUCGGAUUAUUUGAUCAAUGAAAUACUGGAUGAUGCUGACUAUUUGUUGGUAUGCGAUUCAAAAUCAACAGAAGCAAAUCGUCGCCGUGCAGAAGCCUGGAAAGCGUUGUUGAACAAAUUUGAACGCAAAUAUCCUGGAUGUAAUAUAACACCAGAUAUGGCACGACGACACUUUCAUUACCAUCGUAAACGAAUUCAGGCACUAGUUCAAACUUAUGAAGAGCAUCAAAAAAAGAAAUCUGGAAAUCGAAUGGAAGAUCCUCGGUCAAAAUUUACUGCGACAGAAUCUGCUGUGUACAAUUACAUGAUCAAAUCCGGAUCUGAGCCAACCCCUAGUGGUCGUUUUAAGGCAUGUAGAACCAAGAAUGAUAGCUUUUCUGGUGUUACUUCUGAAAGCAUUCCCGAAAAUUUGUCUGUAGUUGCUGAAGCAGCAACCAGUUCAACGCUGAAUGAUGAAGGUGUUGAUGGGCGGGAACGUCAGCCGACUAUGACACCUACCUUUACCCUCAGACUUUUGGAGGAAGUCAAAAAGAGCAGAGGAAUUUUGAAAUGCGCUAAUAACCGAGGAGAGUCAAGGAGGAGGAAACGAAUUGAGUGGCAACGGAUUAGUGAAGAACUGAAUUCACAGUUUGGUACUGCAUAUACUGUUAUGCAGAUAUAUAAGAAAGUGGAAAAUGUUAAGGGGAAGGUAAAGCAGAAGUUGGAAGCCAUGAAAAGUUUGCGCGACGACCGAGUUGCAACGUUGGAAAAUUUCACCGCUCCUGAACAGUUUUUUAUGGAAAAUAUGAUGGAUGGGUUAGAUUUUGAAGCGAGUUCUCAGAUGGAUGAAGAAGCUGAGGAUGACCAAAACCAUGAUAUCUUGUCACAGUUUGGUAUUGGCUCAAGAGUUGAUCUCAGUGGUCCUCCAGUUCCUCAGAUUAAGGUUGAGAGUGAAGAAGCGUUCCUUCCAGCUAAUCUGUUUGCAAUUGCUUCAUCUUCGGAUGCUUCACCAUCUAGCUCUACAAAGCGAGUUUUUUCAAACGCUUCGGUUGCAGAGAUGGGCUUGGUUAUUGACCCGUUGUCAGAUCAUAUUAGGACAAAAAAAGCUAGGUUGUCUCCUGUUGAGUCUCUAUCCAACGAAUCUCCUAUUCCGAUAAAUCUUUUGUUACCGAUGGUGACGUCAGACCACUCGAAGCCGAACUCACAAACUUCUUCUGGUCCAACGCUGUCAUUUAGAGAGGAAUUGGUCUCUUGUUUAUCCCAGAUUCCAACAGAGAGGAUGCAGGAAAUCCACCGAAUUGUUAAACACGAGAUUGAUACAGCGUAUGCUCAGCAGAUUGCCGACGAGAUACUCAACAGGAAGCUGAUGUUUAGCCAUCCGGCGAGUAAAUUCAUAUCAUGCACUAAAGAAAGGAGGAUGAUGGAUAGGAACAGAGAAUCUGAGAAGAUAAAACACACACUUUUCAAAUUAGGUUUGAUUAUUUAG